GUCACCCUUCUUCUUUCACUCCACGACAUGGCCGAAACACAACCUCAACCGAACAUCCCCGCAACCAACGACGUCGUAUCGGCUCCUACAAAGGAGCACCUCGGAACAAGAUGCGGCUAUUGUCUCUGCAAAACCUUCUGGAUUUUUCUGGUCCUCGUUAUCAUUCUCGUUAUGCUUGUGAUUUUGGUCUUAUACAUCAUCAUCACACCCCGCUCCUUCAGAUUCCACGUCACCGACGCCAAGCUCACGCAAUUCGACUACGCCGCCAACACAUCCACCCUCAACUACAACCUCAUACUCAACAUCACAGCACGCAACCCGAACAAGAAGCUCAAGAUCUACUACGACAUCGUUCGGGCCAACGCGCUCUACGACGGCGUUAGGUUUUCCACCACCGACGUCAACAUGCCCUGGAAUUCCUACCUUCAGGACAAGAAGGGCACCAACCUUUUCAGCGCCGUUUUCUCGGGACAACAUGUGAUGGUGUUCGAUCGAAACCAGGUUUCUGACUUCCAUGAAGAUACCAAUGAUGGGGUGUUCCCUAUUGAUAUAAAAAUCAAGUUUCGUAUCAGGUUCAGGCUUGGGGAUUAUAUUUCUGGGCACUUCAAUGCCAGAGCCACGUGCGAGCUCAACGUUCCUUUCACUGAUUCCAAUGGGAAAACGGUGGCUGCGACUGCGUUUGACUCGACCAAGUGCCAAGUCGAUUUCUGAAUCCUUGCUUGUGGCUGCGUUGUUCAUAAUGCACUAUUUUCUAAUUUCCUCACUCGUGAAUGAAAAAUUGUGUUCAUUACUUCACGUUUUUCUAAUAGAUUUCUUUUGAAGAUAUACAGUUUUACAAUGUAUGAUUUUGGAAGAAGUUGAGACGUUAGCAAUAUAUUUUCCAACAUAUUCAUUUUA
Molecule: messenger RNA, 897 nt
Organism: Vigna umbellata (rice bean)
Lineage: Eukaryota; Viridiplantae; Streptophyta; Magnoliopsida; Fabales; Fabaceae
Source: RefSeq, a predicted model, not a curated record